AUGGAUCUUCAAGGCACUCCCAUCCCUCCUGGUCCCCGCAGCACCAAGGUGACCACCGACCCUCUUGCGUCUCAACAGCCUAUCGAAGAGCCUUCAGGCCCAGUUGCCAAUGACUCUUUAGCUGCCGAGUCAGUCCGUCACGGCGGUGCUUUCAGCCAGAACCGUCAAGCCCAACCACAAGAUUUCUCAUCCUCCCAACUCAAGAACCCUGGUUCUGCCUCCCAAACCCUCUCUUCUGCUCCAAUCGGUGGUCUCCGUGGAGACCGCCACGCUCAGGAGAAGUACCCCGAAGCACUUGGAGGUCAAGGUGACUUCCCCGGUACCCAUCUUCGCACCAGCGGCUAUGCUGGUGGCUCUACAGCUGCUAAGCAGGAGCUAGGCAUUAACGCUGGUACCCAGGCCACUCCUAGUGGUAGCAGUGCAUACAAUGCUGGCCAGGCUCCCUCUUAUGUCGCAGAUGUCACCGACGGUUACCAGGGUACCAAGCCCGAUGGUCGAAACAUCCGUGAAGGUGGUUUCGCCUCCAAGGGCGCCGAUAAUGUCGGCUUCGGUGCUGAGAUUGGUUCUGAUCAAGACCCUUCUCGUGAAGCUAUCAAUAAGUUCCAGCGUACUAAUGCUGAGAGUGGCCUCGAUGCUGGCGUUCCUCGUCAGAAGACGGUGAACACACAGACUCCUUUUGAUGCACUGCAGCAUAACCAGCGUGCCUAA
Molecule: messenger RNA, 708 nt
Organism: Penicillium malachiteum
Lineage: Eukaryota; Fungi; Ascomycota; Eurotiomycetes; Eurotiales; Aspergillaceae
Exons: 1
Coding region: 1-708 (235 amino acids)
Source: RefSeq, a predicted model, not a curated record